CACAUGCAUUCAGAGAGAGUGUCAACGUUUCUGUGAGCAAGAGCGGGACAGAAAUACAGGUUUUGUAGAUUUGAAUUUUAAAGGAAAACAAUAGAUAGGGCAGUCAGAGAGAGAGAGGGAGAGGGAGAGAGAGAGACUGAGGGGUGUGUCAUUGCAAUUUAGUUCCUUAAGGAAGUAAAACGCAACAUUAUCUUAAGACAGGGUGGUGAGCACUGACUAAAGCGCUGCAGGAGGGCUGUUUUUAUGGCUUUUGCUACUUUUCUCGGUGGAGAUGAAGGUAUCCUGUUAAAUUAACCUGCCUGUGCUGUCAAAGUGAUACACAGGGCAGAGGGAGAGAGAGACAUCUGACAUAUAUAAGGAGGGAGGGAGACUCAGCAGACACUCAGGCAACCAUGGAGUCGUUCAGCUCCAAGGAUAUGGCCAUGAAGGCACAGAAGAAGAUCCUCAGCAGCAUGGCCAACAAAAGCACUGUCCAAAGAUUUAUAGAUGACACCACUAGUGAAAUAUUGGAUGAACUGUACCGGGUAUCCAAGGAGUACACAGGAAAUAAAUCAGCAGCUCAAAAGGUCAUCAAAAACCUGAUCAAGAUCGCUGUGAAGAUCGGUGUGCUGUAUAGGAACAACUGUUUCAGCGAGGAUGAACUGAAACUUGCCCAGGAAUUUAAGAGAAAGCUCCACACUGGAGCCAUGACGGCCAUCAGCUUCUAUGAGGUUGACUUUACCUUUGAUAAGACGGUGAUGUCGGACAACUUGACAGAGUGCCGGGAUCUUCUGCUGAAGCUGGUCAACACCCACCUCACCCCUAAAUCUCACGACCGCAUCAGCCACGUCUUCAACCAUUACGCCGACCCUCAGCUCCUGACCAAACUGUACGACCCAAGCGGACCCUUCAGAUCCAACCUCACUAAAAUCUGUAAAGGACUCAACAAACUGGUAGAGGAUGGGACGAUAUGAUGUAGGAACUCAACUGCAACACACAGUGGGAGAUAAACAGGAAAACACUCUCAAGACUCUGAACUGUUGGACGAAAUUUGUAUUAUUGCAGAGGAAAGGCAAGUUGAGACACCUGAUCUGAAAAUAAAUCUGGUUCUCCUCAGCUUUCAGAGAACAUAUUUGAUGAGGACAAAGAUUAAAGCAAUUAUAUCUCAAUUUUCUAAUGUACAGAUGGGACACAUCCUGUGUAAGUAAAGUCUAUAAAACACAAAGUUGAACUUCUACAGAUGUAAAACGUAUCAAAGGUCCAAAAAGCUGUUCUCUGUUUUAUAUUUGAGACUGUGUUUCUUCUUUUUUUACUGAGACCAAAUGAUGCUGUGUAGAUUUUGUACAAUGAAGCAGCAGCUGUAACGUUUUAACGAGGACACAAAAAUGCCAUUGUACUACAACACCGCCAUCUAGUGGUUAACAUGUGGUCCUACAGAGGUGGUGUACUGUUUACUGAAAUAUGGAGAUUUCAAUACAAGUGAUAAUAAAAAUUAAAAAAAAUAACCACAUAA
Cyprinodon tularosa is the source of this 1492-nucleotide messenger RNA. RefSeq names its product tumor necrosis factor, alpha-induced protein 8-like 2b (gene tnfaip8l2b). The record is from RefSeq and is a predicted model, not a curated record. Gene Ontology annotation, cellular component: cytoplasm. Lineage: Eukaryota; Metazoa; Chordata; Actinopteri; Cyprinodontiformes; Cyprinodontidae. The transcript is spliced from 3 exons. Gene Ontology annotation, biological process: regulation of apoptotic process. The coding region runs from base 393 to 953 and encodes 186 amino acids.